AUGGAGCUUGCACCUGUGAAAUGUGAACUGAGCCCUAGAAACCAUAGGUUGCUUGUUAUAGAUGGUAGUGAGGUUAUUGCUGCUAAGUGUGUCAAAAGGAGGCGAAGAGGUUCGUCUAUGUCAGUGUUAGGUGGCAAUGAACAACAAGGUGAAAAGUUAGAAGAACAUAAACAACUUGGUACUGCCACCACUGUGAAGAGAAGUUCAAGGUUCAGGGGUGUUAGCAGACACAGGUGGACUGGAAGGUUUGAAGCACAUCUAUGGGAUAAAGGGACAUGGAAUCCCACUCAGAAGAAGAAAGGAAAGCAAGUGUAUUUGGGAGCUUAUAAUGAUGAAGAAGCGGCUGCUAGAGCUUAUGAUUUGGCUGCACUCAAGUACUGGGGAACAUCAACUUUCACAAAUUUUCCUGUGUCUGAUUAUGAGAAAGAAAUUGAGAUAAUGAAAACAGUAACCAAAGAAGAAUAUCUUGCUUCACUGAGAAGGAGGAGCAGUGGUUUUUCCAGAGGUGUAUCAAAGUAUAGAGGAGUAGCAAGGCACCAUCACAAUGGAAGAUGGGAGGCAAGAAUUGGGAGAGUGUUUGGCAACAAGUACCUAUACCUUGGGACUUACAGUACACAAGAAGAAGCAGCUCGUGCAUAUGACAUUGCAGCAAUUGAGUACAGAGGCAUAAAUGCUGUGACAAACUUUGACUUGAGCACCUACAUCAGAUGGCUAAGACCAGGAACACAUCCUAUUGCUUCACAUGAUCAAAAGCCUGGCACAGACCCUCAACCCUUUGCUACCUCUAACUCAAUGCAAACAAGAGGGAACAUUGAGGUAUCCAACUCUAACAUGCAUUCAUUCUCCUCAGCUGAAUUAGACAGUACCAAGAAGCAAGACUUUUCCAAGUAUAUGAACCCUUUGAGCCCUUGCAACAAGCCAUCUUCCCCAACAGCAUUAGGACUUCUCCUAAAAUCAACAGUGUUCAGAGAAUUGAUGCAGAGAAAUCUGAACUCCUCUAGUGAGGAAGGUGAAGAAGUUGAAUUGAAAUACCCACAAGAAGGAAAUGAUGGAAAUGGAGGGACUUAUUACAGUGACAACACCAGUAACUCUUACUUUUGCUCUUCUGAUAUCAACAGAUUACCAAACCUGGAGUCACCAGAAGAAAGUUCAUUGCCUAUGUAUCAUGGAACUGUGCAAUCCCUAUGGAAUAGUUCUUUCAACAUGUCUAAUUGA
This is a messenger RNA of Vigna umbellata (rice bean), 1215 nucleotides long. Its product is annotated as AP2-like ethylene-responsive transcription factor PLT2. Gene Ontology annotation, biological process: regulation of DNA-templated transcription. Gene Ontology annotation, molecular function: DNA binding; DNA-binding transcription factor activity. Lineage: Eukaryota; Viridiplantae; Streptophyta; Magnoliopsida; Fabales; Fabaceae. The record is from RefSeq and is a predicted model, not a curated record.